AUGCUGUUAAAUCUGGGAAAUCGGAGCUCUGUGACCUCUUUCAUCCUGGUGGGGUUCUCAGAAUACCCUCACCUCCAGGCACCCCUCUUCCUGGUGUUCCUGACCAUCUACACGGUCACCCUGCUGGGGAACCUGGGCAUAAUAGUGGUCAGAAAGAUCAACCCCAAACUCCAUACGCCCAUGUACUUUUUCCUCAGCCACCUCUCCUUCUUGGACAUUUGUUACUCCAGUGUGUUCACACCCAGGCUGUUAGAAAUCCUGGUUGUGGAGGACAGAAGCAUCUCCUUCAGAGGAUGCAUGACACAAUUUUUCUUCGGCUGUGCAUGUGUGAUUACGGAGAUGUUUAUGCUGGCAGUGAUGGCCUAUGACCGGUUCGUGGCUGUCUGUAACCCCCUGCUCUACACGGUGGCUAUGUCUCCUAAGCUCUGCGCUCUCCUGGUAGCAGAGACUUAUAUGUGGGGUGGCCUCUGUUUCUUGACAAUCACACAUUCACUUGUGCAGCUGUCCUACUGUGAGUCCAACAUCAUAAAUCACUUUGGCUGUGAGUACUCCUCUGUCCUCUCUGUGUCCUGCUCAGACCCCUCCUUCAGCCAGAUGAUAUGUUUUAUAAUUUCUAUAGCCACUGAAGCUUGCAGCCUCCUGAUCACCCUGGCCUCUUCUGUGGUAAUAGUUGUAACUAUCAUCAGGAUGCCCUCCAAGGGUGGGCUGCAAAAAGCCUUCUCAACCUGCACCUCCCACCUCACGGCCAUCGGCAUCUUCCACGGCAUCAUCGUCCUUCUCUACUGUGUGCCCAGCUCCAAGAGCUCCUGGCUACUGGUCAAAGUGGCUACUGUGCUUUUUACAGUCAUGAUCCCCAUACCGAAUCCCCUCAUCUACAGCCUCAGGAACAAGGAUGUGAAAGACACGGUCAGGAGGCUAAUCUACUCCAAACUGCAUUCUCCAUCCACAUGA
Molecule: messenger RNA, 951 nt
Organism: Chinchilla lanigera (long-tailed chinchilla)
Lineage: Eukaryota; Metazoa; Chordata; Mammalia; Rodentia; Chinchillidae
Product: olfactory receptor 5D18-like
Exons: 1
Coding region: 1-951 (316 amino acids)
Biological process (GO): G protein-coupled receptor signaling pathway; sensory perception of smell
Cellular component (GO): membrane
Molecular function (GO): odorant binding; G protein-coupled receptor activity; olfactory receptor activity
Source: RefSeq, a predicted model, not a curated record